AGUCGGUCGGUCGGUCGUCGGUCGUCCUGUCGUUGCCGUCGCCGCCGUAGGCGCCACCUGAGGGAGCCGCAGCCGUGGGACGUGACUGGACCCGACCCGACCGCGCUGCCCGUGGCCGUCCCGGGUUCCAGCCGCCCUCGACAGGGACGUCGAGCAACUUCGUUCAGAAUGACUGAGGAAGCAUGCCGAACACGAAGUCAGAAACGAGCCCUUGAACUGGACCCUAUAGAGGAUGAUGUGGAGAGCAAGAAAAUGAAAAUGGAGAGAGGAUCGUCAGCUUCAGACUUAAACUCUGAUGGAGAUACAAGGGUGACACCUGAGCCAGGAGCAGGUCCAGCCCAAGGAUUGCUGAGGGCAGCAGAGGCCACCACAAUGGGCAGAGGUGAUGGACUGGUGAGCGACGGGCCAGUGGAUAUGCGAACCUCACACAGUGACAUGAAGUCUGAAAGGAGACCACCCUCCCCCGAUGUGAUUGUGCUCUCUGACAAUGAGCAACCUUCAAGCCCUAGGGUGAAUGGACUGACCAAGAUGGCCUUGAAGGAGACCAGCACUGAGGCUCUCCUGAAAAGUAGUCCUGAAGAACAAGAAAGAAUGAUCAAGCAGCUAAAAGGAGAGCUAAGAUUAGAAGAAGCAAAGCUUGUAUUGUUGAAAAAGUUGCRGCAGAGUCAAAUACAAAAAGAAGCUACCACCCAGAAGCCCACGGGCUCCACUGGGAGCACUGUGACUACCCCUCCCCCACUCGUGCGAGGCACCCAGAACCUUCCUGUUGGCAAGACAUCACUUCAGACCUCUUCAACUCGAAUGCCUGGCAGUGUCAUCUCGCCACCCCUGGUCUGUGGCAGGCAACAGGUGUUUUAGCUGGGACCUCAGGGGAGCUCACAGGUCGUCAUGCCCCCACUCGUCAGGGGGGCUCAGCAAAUCCACAACAUCCGACAACAUUCCACCACGGGGCCACCGCCUCUCCUUCUGGCACCCCGGGCCUCUGUGCCCAGUGUGCAAAUUCAGGGACAGAGAAUYAUCCAGCAGGGACUCAUCCGUGUCGCCAACGUCCCCAACACCGGUCUACUUGUCAACCUCCCACAGCCCACCCCAGCAUCACUGAAGGGGACAACAGCUGCCUCCUCUCAGACCAACUCCACACCUACCAGUGUGGCUUCUGUGGUUACUUCUGGUGAGUCUCCAGCCAGCCGGCAGGCGGCCGCCAAGCUUGCACUACGCAAACAACUAGAGAAGACACUGCUGGAGAUCCCCCCACCCAAACCCCCAGCCCCAGAGAUGAAUUUCCUGCCCAGUGCUGCCAACAAUGAGUUCAUCUACCUUGUUGGCCUGGAGGAGGUGGUGCAGAACCUACUGGAGACACAAGCAGGCAGGAUGUCGGCUGCUGCAGCUGCCGCUGUGCUAUCCCGGGAGCCCUACAUGUGUGCACAGUGCAAGACGGACUUCACAUGCCGUUGGCGGGAGGAGAAGGGCGGGGCCAUCAUGUGCGAGAACUGCAUGACAUCCAACCAGAAGAAGGCACUCAAGGUGGAGCAUACUAGCCGCCUGAAGGCUGCCUUUGUGAAGGCACUGCAACAGGAGCAAGAGAUUGAACAGCGCCUCCUGCAGCAGGGCACGGCCCCCACAACCACCACCAAGGCUGAGCCCAGUGCUGCCCCCCACUUGGCCCUGAAGCAGGUCAUAAAACCCCGGCGUAAGUUGGCGUUCCGCUCAGGAGAGGCCCGAGACUGGAGUAACGGGGCUGUGCUACAGGCCUCUAGCCAGCUGUCCCGAGGCUCAGCCACAACGCCCCGUGGUGUACUGCACACAUUCAGCCAGUCUCCCAAACUGCAGAACACAGCCUCGGCCACAGCCCUGGUCAGCAGGACUGGCAGACAUUCCGAGAGAGCUGCAGGUGCUGCCAAGGGCAGUGCCACCUCCAACUGGAAAAAAACGCCCCUGAGCACAGGCGGGACCCUGACAUUUGUCAGUCCAAGCUUGGCAGUUCAUAAGACGUCCUCUGCUGUGGACCGCCAGCGAGAAUACCUCCUCGACAUGAUCCCACCACGCUCCAUCCCCCAGUCGGCCACGUGGAAAUAGUGUGAGCCAGGCCCAGUGGAGGACAGGCUCCCUCCUCCCUCCCACCUGGCCCUUGGUCUGAAAGGACACACCACACUGCCCUCUGCGAGCGAGUGAUGGCCAUGCUGCUACUGAAGCAAGAYCUCAGUCCUUGGUUGCAGAGCCUCAUCGCAGCUGGGGAGAGGGGUGCUGCUUCAUGGUGGRCAAGGAUCAUAACUGAGGGACCUUUCCGUGGGCUUUCUUCCUUUCUCUCUUUGCCUUUAGUUUGCCCGACACCAGCAGAAAAGUGGACCUCGGGGGGCUGGCUGUGCUCCUGGCCCCCUCCCUCCGCCCCCGGCAGGCACACACAGGCGGUUCAUCUUGGACACUGUGACACACUCAGGCGAGGCUGGCACCCAGGGCUUCUGAAGUCGAGCGAGGCAUUUCAUUCUUUUUUGCUUUUCCCCAUCUUAGGCUCCCAGUCUUCAACUGCCUCCCCCCAUGGCAACCUAUAGGUUGAAGUUGUUGUUUUUUUUUUUUUUUUUUCCCCUAAUCACCUCAUGAUGAUGGAGUUUAAAGUAAACCGUGCAGGUCCAGGGGUCUCUGUCGUGCAGUGUAGUCCCACCAGGCCCAUAUGCUGGAAGGUGGUUCACUGAUGGUGCCGCAGCCCCCAGCAGAGAUGGCUGGCCCAACCCAGAUGACUGAUGGACACAGGGACAGCCAACAUGGCUCUUGCUUCAGCUGAAAGCCUCCAUUGCUGCUUGUUCGGAGACCCCCAGACUUCCCACACGUAGCAGAAGAACAAACUGCAGCCAGACCCAGCCAGAGACCCAGGGAUUCCCGAAGCGGUGCGCUGCCCUCAAAUCAGGGAGGAGAGAAUCAACUGGCAGCCACACCCAGGAGCCUGAGCAGGAAGUUGCGGGGGAGGGCUGCUGUGGGGGUUUUUUGUUGUUGUUGUUAUUGUUGUGGUUUAUUUUAUUAAAUUUUUUCCUUUUCUUUUCUUAUCUUUUUGAUGGACACAAUCUCAAGCCACCCUGGCAUGUGCACCUGUCAGUGAGCACGCACAGGUGUGUCCAGGCUAGGAGGCGCCGUCCAGGUGUGUGGCGAGCUGCUUUCCCCCAGACUUAAGGAUUUCCACUUGGGAUUAAUUAGAACCUUUCCUUAAAGCUGGCGGUUGCUGUCAGGGUCUGCUUUCAGACUUCUUUUCUCUCUCUAUUCCCCUUUAGAAUCUACAGAAAUGUUUUUUUUUUUAAAGGAUCAGGUCUGCAUAUAGUUUCAUUUUCUUUUUAUUUCUUGCCCUUCUCACUCCUUAAAAAUUGGUUCUGUGAGAAAAGGUGGAAGCCGUUCUGCGUCUACCACACACUGGGCCAACCCUGGGCCCAUGUGAGGGUAUCCCCUGUACAUGCACAUCUGUGUGCCUACAAGAAGACUGGGCACCGCCAUUCCCCAGUUCCUCUCCAGCCCAUUUUCCUACUGAUGCAUUUAGGGACUUUAAUUUAAAAUCCUUAUCUGUAGGACCGCCUUCUCCAAACACAACUGCUACAACAUUCUAAUAAAGGCUCAUUUAACCCCCA
Urocitellus parryii (Arctic ground squirrel) is the source of this 3608-nucleotide messenger RNA. RefSeq names its product GATA zinc finger domain containing 2A (gene Gatad2a). Gene Ontology annotation, biological process: negative regulation of transcription by RNA polymerase II. Gene Ontology annotation, cellular component: NuRD complex. The record is from RefSeq and is a predicted model, not a curated record. NCBI's taxonomy places the organism in Eukaryota, Metazoa, Chordata, Mammalia, Rodentia, Sciuridae. Gene Ontology annotation, molecular function: sequence-specific DNA binding.